GCUGCCCAAGGAGGGGCCGGUGCAUGACGUGCAGUGGUCGCCCGCGGGGGACUUCUUCAUUACGGUGGCGGGCUUCAUGCCCGCCAAGGUGACGCUCUUCAACGCCGCCUGCAAGCCCGUGUACGACCUGGGUAGCGGGCCCUACAACAUGGCUCGCUGGAACCCCUUUGGCCGCUUCUUCGCCAUCGCGGGCUUUGGAAACCUGCCGGGCGACAUUGUGUUUUACGACAAGAAGAGCAGCGGCACCUGCAAGCAGAUGGGUGCGGUGCGCUCCCCGGCUGUGAGCGCCGAGUGGUCACCGGACGGACGGCAGCUGCUGACCGCCACCACCGCGCCGCGGCUGCGGGUGGACAACAACGUGCGGGUGUUCACGUACUACGG
This is a messenger RNA of Astrephomene gubernaculifera, 381 nucleotides long. The record is from the annotation of a GenBank genome assembly. NCBI's taxonomy places the organism in Eukaryota, Viridiplantae, Chlorophyta, Chlorophyceae, Chlamydomonadales, Astrephomenaceae.